Closterium sp. Naga37s-1 is the source of this 585-nucleotide messenger RNA. NCBI's taxonomy places the organism in Eukaryota, Viridiplantae, Streptophyta, Zygnematophyceae, Desmidiales, Closteriaceae. The record is from the annotation of a GenBank genome assembly.
AUGGCGGAGCAGCAGCAGCUAGGGCCCACGCAGAUAUCGGUGAAGGACAUUCCGCGUCUGCCAGUGGAGCAGGUGCGGCAGAUCCGAGAGCAGGUGGAGGGCGAGGUGAAAAUGCUCUCCGACUCUCUCGCCUCGCUGCGCGCUGCCCUUGCCCGCAUCGAUGCCUCGCGCGCUGCUGUGGAAGCCAUGGCGAAACAACAGGAAGGUGCGAGCAUGCUGGUCCCUCUGACCGGUUCCAUGUACAUCGCUGGCACCGUCGCUGAGCCCUCCCACGUGCUCAUUGACGUCGGCGCCGGCUACUAUAUCGAGAAGUCAGUGGAGGAGGCGAUGGGGUACUGCAUGCGCAAGGCGGAGCUGCUUAGAGCCAACCACGACAAGUUCAGCGAGGUGGCGCGUGCCAAGAGGCAGCUACUGGAGGAGGUGACGAUGGUGCUGCAGGCGAAGCCGUGCAGUAGCAGGGCGGGGGAGCAGCAGCUGUUGCUGGAGCAGCAGGGGCAGCACCGGCUUGCAGAGUACAGGCAGCCUCGUGAUCUGUGUGCCUGGCUGUGCCUGCAUUGCAAGCCUGCUGGCGAUGCUUCUGCUUGA